Molecule: messenger RNA, 2296 nt
Organism: Cannabis sativa
Lineage: Eukaryota; Viridiplantae; Streptophyta; Magnoliopsida; Rosales; Cannabaceae
Exons: 6
Coding region: 150-1508 (452 amino acids)
Source: RefSeq, a predicted model, not a curated record
CUAUAAAAUAUCAUAUUAACACGUAGCCUACACGGCUACACAUAUCAACUUUUACAUAUACAAACUAUAUAUAUAUAUAACACCAUAUAUUAUAUGUACAUAUAAGAAUAAUCUAAGUGUAAUUGAGAGAGAAAAGUAGAAGAAGAAAGAUGGUUUUGGUGACCUAUAACAACUAUGCUGCUGUUGAAGAAGAAAACUCUGGUUUUGUCUCAGAACUUGCAACUCAAAGACUCUAUCACACCAACAACCAUAAUGAAAUGACUAAACUUCUUGUGAGUCUACCUCCACUUGGUUUACAUCUUCGAAAAGAAUCAUCUUUGUUAGACUUGAUCGAAACAAGGCUAAACCCUCAACAAGUACUACUUGAUAGUACUAUUAUUAAUCAUAAUAAUAUUAAUAACCAAGUCGAGCCCAUACUAAAAAAGGCUUCAAAACUCAAUGCUUCCCUCAUCAAAAUCGGCUCAUGGCAGAGAGUGGCUGUACAUGAAGAGGACGUGGUAACAAAAUGUUACUUUGGUAAAAAAAAACUAGUGUGGGAAAUUCUAGAAAGAGGUUUGAAAAGCAAGAUUGAAAUACAUUGGGAGUGUAUUAUGGGAAUGAGAGUCUCUCUUCAAAAAAACCAACCUGGGAUUCUUCAACUUGAGUUAAGUGAGGCACCGUUGUUCUUCAAAGAGACAGAUCCUCAGCCAAGGAGGCAUACUCUUUGGUCUUCAGCUUCUGACUUCACUCAUGGUCAAGCUACAAUAUGCAGAAUUCAUCAUAUGGAAUUUGCUCCUGGUGCUUUUGAUAGACACUUCGAGAAGUUAGUAGCUUUUGAACCUCGAUUCCUUAAUUUAUGUCGAGCCCCUUUUCCUUCUUCUAACCAAUCUACUUUCUUCUAUUCAAAUUUCCCUAAUAAUUAUACCAAUCAUAAUAAUAAUAAUAAUAUUAAUUAUGGCACCAAACAACUUCAUCAACAACAACACCCUUGUCCUACUUCAUCAUCAACAAACAUGUCUUAUUUUCCACAACAACACUAUCAAGUUUGCAAUGAAUCAUCUACAGAAAUUAUGGAACUUUCUCAAGCUAAUUUAUUAGAUGAUGAUGAUGAGGCUUGUUGGGCUCAAAAAAUGACCAAUAAUAAUAAUUAUGAUGAAAUAAGAGAUAAUAGAGAUCAUGAGAUGAAGCAAGGCUUAUAUUCUACUAUUGUGACAGUAACACCACCACAAAAUUAUUACAAUGAAUUAGGAGAUGAUGAUCAACAAGUCUAUGAUGAUCAAUUCCAAAGUGGUGAUGAUCAAUUAUUGAGUUUCUCAGAUCAAGAAUAUGUCAUUAAUUCUAAUGAUAUUUUUACACAACAACAACAACAGGUCAUGGGAAUAAGUAUCAAUCAUCCAUUUGGUUCUUUGACAAGUAUGGAGGAAGCCAGGAUUAACAUUAGUCUUAUGGAUCAUAAUUAUUGUUACAAUUAUGGACAAGAAAAUUAUUAUCAUGAUAUAUCACAAGAAUAUCAUCACUUCAAGAGAUAAUUACUUGAAAUAUAUGCAAAUUUUGAUCCAUGUAAUAUUAAAACACUCUUAAGAAACUCUAGCUGUUGUGAAUGAUUUUUGUUGUUUUCUUCUUAUAAUUAACGUUCCUAAUUAUAAUGAUCUUAUAAAAAAAAACAACUUCAUUAUAGUGGGACAUUUUUUUUUUGGUGGUCAAUUUGUCUAAUUACUCACUAUUAUAAAAAUUAUUAUUUCUGUCGGUCUUCAAAAUAUUUUUUUUUAGACCGUCACUAAAAAAUUAAAUGAGUGUUUGAAACAGUCAAUUAAAGUAGAUUAUUCUCAAUAAUUUUAAACUGUCAUGUACUUUUCUAAUUGGUUUAAAAGAGUUACAAGCCAAUAAAAGAAAUGAGAUUUUAAAGGGCAUCUUGACUGUUUAAAAUCGUCAGGAUACUAUGGCCAAGUGUCAGGCAUAGUAUCCCGACGAUUUUAAACUGUUGGGGAUUUUUCUCUCUUUUAAUAAAACCCCAAUGCAGAUCUAAGUUAAAAUCAUUUCCUCUCUCUCAAACAUAGCCUUAAACCUAAGUGACCCACGUACUUUCCUCCCAAUCGCACCUCUUCUCUUCAAACCAAGAACACAAACUCAAAUCCCCUCUAUCUCUUUCUUCGUCCUUUUCGUGUGCCUGCCUCUCUCUCUCUCUCUCUCUCUCUCUCUCUCUCUCUCUCUCUCUCUCUCUCUCUCUCUCUCUCUCUCUCUCUCUCUCUCACACACACACACAAGUUUCACACAGUUGGUUGCCAUGUCUGUAUUUGAAAUUCUCGUUCCUUUAAAA